AUGUCUUCAAAUCACGCCUCUCUCGACGCGGCGGCCACAGAGCGCAAAGCACGUUUGGCAAAGCUCUCAGCAUUGAAACGAAAGCAACCGGAACCAGAGCCCCUGACAGAAGCUCGUGCCGGCGAUGAUGAAAUGACAGACGCAGCCCCAGAUGUUACGACAACAUUCCUCUCCGGACGAAACUACGAUCCAGAAGCUCGCGGGCCCAAGUUGGGCUUUGAACAGGCUCCAACAGAUGGGCAGACCACCUUGGAACAACAAGCUGCCGAAAUAGCUAAAACCACCGCGGAGCAAGCGAAGAAGGGCGAGGAGGCAGACCAACCGAUAGACCUUUUCCAACUACAACCGAAAAAGCCUAAUUGGGAUCUGAAGCGCGACUUGGAUGAGAAGAUGAAGAUCCUUGAUGUGCGGACGGACAACGCCAUCGCAAAACUUGUACGGCAGCGCAUCGAAAAUGCACAACGUGCAGCCAAAGAGAGAGGGUCGAGAGGGGAAUCGGGAGAGGAAGUUGGCAUCGAGGGAGAAAUGUUGGUUGAAGGGAUUCAUAUGCGUGAAAGGGAAGAAGAGGACGAG
Aspergillus glaucus CBS 516.65 is the source of this 573-nucleotide messenger RNA. RefSeq names its product CCDC12/cwf18 family protein. Gene Ontology annotation, cellular component: U2-type spliceosomal complex; post-mRNA release spliceosomal complex. The annotation marks the transcript as partial. The transcript has a single exon. The record is from RefSeq and is a predicted model, not a curated record. NCBI's taxonomy places the organism in Eukaryota, Fungi, Ascomycota, Eurotiomycetes, Eurotiales, Aspergillaceae.